AUGGGGACUGUACCAGAUCCUCUGAGGUCUGCUCGGCUGUCGUCGGUUGCAGCUCCAGAAGAGAAAAAUGGCCUGAGGGAGCCGCAGUCUCCUAAACGCCCGUGCAAGCAAGCAAGCAUAGAGAGGAACGGUAAUGGCUUUCCUCUCACUGCCAAGACGCAGCCUGCUGGAGAUCAUUUGCUUGGCAUGAGCCGUGCCACGAUAGAAGACAAACCAAAGGAUGAGAAGCGCUGUGGGUAUGACACUAAUCAAGCAAGCAUGUUUUCUGCUGGGUCUUUAAGCCCGUCCAAAGGAGGUCAUCUGACCAUGCCGGAGCCUGCACGUAACUCUGAACGGGAAGGCAGCAGAGGUUCCAGAGACCUGGCUGUAGCGGAGGGCCACGCUCCAGUCCAGACGGGAGUCAAGAGGCUUCCUACUCAGGAGGCCAGUGAGAUUUUGCAGGGUGGUGACAGAGGGCAAUUCUGCAGGGCCAUUGAUAAGGCAAAUUCCACCCUUGGAGAUGGUGUCAAGGGCAGUGAAGCCCGUGGUUGUAGCUCUCCAUGCCUUCAGCCCACUCCCCAGCAAGCUUCUCCAGCAGUAAAGGAAACCGUCGGCGAAAAGAGUGCUCCUGAGAGAACUCAUCUUUCGGUGAAGGAGUCUGAAGCUGUCUCUGAUCUUGGGGUCAAGUCCCCCGUUUGCAUAGGGGCAGAGCUGAUGGAUGGAAAGGAUGCUGAGCUGACAGAUGGAAGAGAUGCGAGUCCCUGUCCCAGGGCUGAGGUGGCGCCAGAGACGGAACAUAAACCCAAUCUUGAGAGCGCACCGCAGUCCUCCUGCAAGACAGAGACAGAAGAGAAGGCGGUGGCAGAGCUCUCCAAAUUCAAAGACACGGGUACGAUGACCGUGCAAACGGACAGCGGCUCUGAAGGCAGGGAGAUGAUGCAGAGGGGCCAUCAAGAUGCUGGGGUCCAGGCUGUGGCCAGCGUGGAAAACAAAUCCUCUUCCACCAGCCCAAGCAUCUUUGCUGCGUUCUUACAAGAGAGCGUGCAUUCCGAGGCAAAACAGAAGCAAGAGCAAUUACACAUCAUUUAUACAGGAGGCGGCGGGAAGGAACAAUCCGAAAUCGUUGACGGUUUUGCACCUCUUCUCCAAACGGCUUCCCCCAUGGGCAUCAUGCCUGAAGUGCAUGUUCAGGCGGCAGCUACAGUAGACACGUCAGGAACUCAAGCUGUCAGACUUCAAAGCGACCCAGUGGGAAUGCACGAUACUGUCUGCUCAGCUUUGUCGGACAAUGGGAAGCAUCCGUGCUCGCUGACCUCCGAUAGCGCUCGAGAAACACCAGUCAACCGGGUAGAAGCACAAAGGGCUGGCACGGCCGGCAGUCGCGGCGAUUCUCAGCAGCCAUCCGAUUCGUCAGUCUUGCUGAAGACCAGACCUGUUUACCAGAUUACUGUCAACAGCAGCAAUCAGCCCACGGCUCCUCUGCAACCUGUGAAAGUUGAAACCAAACUACCUCCCUCUGCAGGAAAUGACCAGGCUUCUCCAUCUUGCUGCCGAGUAUCCGAACAGGCCGCCCGCACUGCUGUCGGCACUCAUGAUAGCAGAGGAGGGCAGCAUUUGCAAAUCCAGACUGUUAGCAAUCCUGAAACCGGUCCGGCUAGUUCCCACACGGACGUGAAACCAAAGAGGGAAGAAAAGUUCACCCCUCUUCGUUCGAAAGAGCUGGAAGUGAGUAAAAUGGGAGCUGCUGCUGGGCCCCAGACAGGAUGUAGCCCUGGCACCGGGAAGAGAGAACAGCAUAAAUUUCCAGAGCAUCACAAAGAGGUAAAACUGGAGUCUGAGUCACGAAGAAGUCCUGUUCCUGCUCGAGGACUUCAGGUUGCCAAAGGGGGUGAAAUGAGAAAGGAGGCCAAAAUGGUGUCACCUGCUCAGCACAGACUAAAUCUGAGUGGCAAUAAGAAGGAGCCCAAGCCGGCCGCCGAGGCCAAAGCGCAGCUGAAGCAGUCCAAACGUGUCAGGGAUGUCGUGUGGGAUGAGCAAGGCAUGACCUGGGAAGUCUACGGGGCUUCCCUCGACCCCGAGUCGUUGGGGAUCGCUAUCCAGAACCACUUGCAGAGGCAGAUCAGAGAACACGAGAAACUGAUAAAGUCCCAAAGCGCCCAGAACCGGAAAUCCAUUUCUUCAGAUACAUCGUCAAAUAAGAAACUGAAGGGAAGGCAACAUAAUGUUUUCCAGUCCAUGCUGCAGAAUUUCCGACGUCCUAAUUGCUGUGUCCGCCCCACUGCAUCUUCUGUGUUGGACUGAAAGAUGGGGGAAUGGGGGUGGGAAGGUGGCGCUCGUCCAUUUGUAUCCAUUUUUGUGUGUGUACGCUCAGAAAUCCAUUGGCAAAUGAGCCCCCAAGUUCAGCUUUGUUGCUUGAGAUUCGGAUUCAGCACUGGGGAGGGGAAAGGU
Messenger RNA from Gekko japonicus, 2427 nucleotides. It is a transcript of the gene GPRIN3, whose product is annotated as GPRIN family member 3. The coding region runs from base 1 to 2280 and encodes 759 amino acids. Lineage: Eukaryota; Metazoa; Chordata; Lepidosauria; Squamata; Gekkonidae. The transcript has a single exon. Gene Ontology annotation, cellular component: plasma membrane. Gene Ontology annotation, biological process: neuron projection development. The record is from RefSeq and is a predicted model, not a curated record.